Molecule: messenger RNA, 679 nt
Organism: Notothenia coriiceps (black rockcod)
Lineage: Eukaryota; Metazoa; Chordata; Actinopteri; Perciformes; Nototheniidae
Product: neurofibromin-like
Exons: 3
Coding region: 124-654 (176 amino acids)
Source: RefSeq, a predicted model, not a curated record
UUUUUAAUUCAUUUAAAAAAUUUAUUUUUCCAAAAGGUUUGUCAUUCUGAAGCCCCUUGCAUUAUGGCAGAUUUUGGUGUGAAAUGUUGAUUUGGUCGUUGAUUGCUCCAGGAGUGUGCCACGAUGGGCGGAGGGAUCCCCAUCUGCCGGCAGGCGCAGACCAAGCUGGAGGUGUCGCUCUACAUGUUCUUGUGGAGUCCGGACACAGAGGCGGUGCUGGUGGCCAUGUCGUGUUUCCGCCACCUCUGUGAGGAGGCUGACAUCCGCAGCGCCGCCGACGAGGUGCCCGUCCAGAACAUCCUGCCCAACUACCCCACCUUCAGUGAGCUGGCCUCCGUCAGCAACAUGAUGGGGACAGGCCGGUCCACCUUACAGAAGAGAGUGAUGGCCCUGCUGCGGAGGGUAGAGCACCCCACACCAGGAAACAUUGAGGCCUGGGAGGACACAUAUGCUAAAUGGGACCAGGUCACCAAACAGAUUCUCAACUCCCCCAAAAACAAGGCAGAUGAUGGGCAGGUAAGCAUGUUACACCAGGGAUCUCUCCUCUCCUCCAUCUCCUCUGUCUACAGGAACAAUUUUGACGUCUGCCUGGCUCCAGACUUUUCCACUAGUAGCACGAGUGCUUGUUUUUUUUUACGCUUAUGUUUUUAUUGAGUUUUCACAACAAUAAUAACAGAAA